AAAUAGAAACAGAAAGAGAGUCUCUUAUAAAGAGAAUGCGAAGCUGGUACACGAUUAGCACCAGUGCGAACGUUGUCAAUGGCAGGUCCUGCAGCCCCACUCAGAACAAUUUUGCCUGCAGUAUAUCGCAGCCCUCAUAAGCCUCCUAUCCCCGUUCACUGUGCCGAGCGAAGGUCAAAGCGGCGGAGUUUAGGUUUAAGUAUUGCUUAUAUUCUAAAGUGCAGUGGCCCUCCUCCCUGUGGAGCAUGCGCUGCAACGAACAGCGAGUGUUGUUUCGAGCCUUUAACAGACAAACGGCGAAAAUUGACACGGAAGGCUGCAGAGAAAGACAUGGAAAGCUAUCGACAUGUAUCCAUGUACUUAAUCAGUAUCCUGCGUUCUGGGAAGGAAGAUGAUGUGAACAAUCUAGUAAAGGAGGUUCAGAAAGCCUCAUCCCUUGAUUCUGCUCUUGCAGAUCUGCAGUCGUUAGUUUCUCGGGAGAAGAGCUGAUUCCUCUUGUUUUAUUGAAAAUCAA
This is a messenger RNA of Aspergillus pseudonomiae, 514 nucleotides long. RefSeq lists its product as uncharacterized. The coding region runs from base 79 to 489 and encodes 136 amino acids. The transcript has 3 exons. The record is from RefSeq and is a predicted model, not a curated record. NCBI's taxonomy places the organism in Eukaryota, Fungi, Ascomycota, Eurotiomycetes, Eurotiales, Aspergillaceae.